AUGGAUAUUCAGCCGACAAAAAGGCAGAGUGUCGAGGACGACGCCUCGGUCAUCAAGGCGUCCCUGGUAAGCGUCGGUCGCGAGAACCUGGCACACACUCUUCCGCCACACGAGUCGUAUGAAGGGCGGCAUCGAUGGGAUGCCGAGAUGACCUGGACGCCGGAGGAAGAGCGAUGGGUUGUGCGAAAGGCUGACAUGUUUUUCCUGCCGAUCCUUUGCUUGAUGUUUUUCGGUCUCCAAUUGGAUCGGGGAAAUCUGUCCAAUGCCCUGGCAGACAAUCUUUUAAAGGACCUGAAGAUUAACAGCGACGACUACAACAACCUUGUCUGCUUUCUCGCUGCCGAGUUCCCUGUUCAGAUGCUCACGAAGCGGCUUGGCUUCAAAUAUGUGCUUCCGAUAAUGAUGUUUUGCUGGAGCACUGUUUCUUGGGCUCAGGCGUGGAUGACCGAUCGGACUUCGUUUUACAUCACGCGUGCGCUGAUUGGCCUUUUUGAGGGUGGUUUCAUUCCAGAGCUUUCUGUUCGACUUGCCGUGUUCUGGUCAACCCUGAACAUUGCACGCGUAAUCUCGGCACUUCUGGCAGCUGCCAUUCUUAAGAUGCGAGGCAUCGGCGGACAUACAGGCUGGUUCUGGGCCUUUCUCCUGGAAGGCAUUCUAACUGCCCUGAUUUCCAUUAUUGCUUUUCUGUACCUCCCCUCGUCGCCGACGUCGACAAAGAGUUUCCUGUGGAGGAAGUCGUGGUACACGGAGCGUGAAGAGGCGAUUAUGGUUAACCGCAUUCUCCGUGACGAUCCAGCCAAGGGACGUACCGCUUUGAAGGAGCCGGUGACGUGGCACGACAUCAAGAGCGCGUGGUCGGACAAGUCGAUGUGGGGGCUGUACUUUAUCGGGCUGGUGGCCUACAUCCCGGCAACACCGGUGCAGGCGUAUCUGACGCUGACGAUCAAGCGGCUCGGCUUCACGACGUUUGACGCGAACAUGUUGACGAUGCCGUCGGCCGGCAUCCAGGUGGUGACCAUGCUGGUGCUGGCAUUCAGCAGCGACUAUUUCAACGAGCGGACGUUCCACUGUUUCUUCGGCGAGCUGUGGAUCCUGCCGAUGCUCAUUGCUCUGCGGACAAUUCACGAUGGCGGGCGGGAUUGGUCGCGAUUCACGCUGAUCACGCUGACGUCUGGCUACCCGUACUUCCACCCGAUUGUAUCGGCGUGGAUCUCGGAAAAUACGUUUGACGUUAAGAAGCGGACGAUCACGGCAGCUACGUACAAUGUGGUCGUCCAGAUCGGCUCUCUGAUCGGGUCGCAGAUCUACCGCAAGUACGAUGCGCCCUACUACAAACAGGGCAACACGGUGCUGCUGUCAAUCUGUGCCUUGUCACUGGUUGUGUUCAUCGUGCAGCGACAGGUGCUGGUCCACCUUAACAAGAAGAAAUCGGCCGUCUGGGACGUGAUGUCGGCUGAGGAGAAGACGGCGUAUCAAGAAGACACGCUGUCACGUGAGAAGGAGGGCAACCGCCGGCUGGAUUUCCGCCUACCCAUGCUGGCCGGUUACAUGGCGCAACCGCUAUCGAUGCCCAAAACGACAGCCACUGGCCGAAAGAUCGGCAGCAAGCGGGCCUGCGAUGGCUGCAAGGUGCGCAAGGUGCGCUGCUCGGGGGCGGUGCCCUGUGGCGGCUGUCGGGCGGCGGGCAUGCCGUGCACGUUUCUGCGGAAUCCGGCCGUCCGAGGGCCGAAGAGCCUGCGGGCGAAGACGAUGCUCCUCAUCGCGAAGACGCAGCAGCAUCAACAGCAAGAAGAGGAGCGAGAAGGGGAACGACACGCAGAACGAGAACGAGAACAAGACGAUGGAGAGCAGGGCUACGAUGGAGGCAGUCCGAUGGCAGAUGAUCGUCUACUGAGCAGUCUGGACACGGCCAUAAUGAUAUCAGAGACGGCAGCUGGCAACAAGACCCCGGUGCAGUCGCUGGUGCUGGUGCUGUGCAUCUUCCGGCUGCGCUUGUUUCCACUGUGGCCGAUUGUGGAUAUUGAGGCGACCAUGGCGUCGCUGCACCACCGCAGCGACGAGGACAACGACGGGGAAGACGGCAGCAGCAGCAGCCUGGAGGCAUAUGCGCUGGCCAACAGCAUCGGGGCAGCAACGGCAGCGCAGCUGAAGCUGACACAGACAGACGUCGGCAGCGAUGCGGCAGCCAUGGAGGCUGAGUGCCAGCGGGCACGCAUGGCGCUGCAGCGAGACGGCAGCCGAGAGCGGCCAGCAGGCAUCGACACGGUCCGCAUCUCGUUCUUCCUGCACGUCUACCACGAGAACAAAGCGCCAGGCGGGACCGAGUCGCUGCUGUAUCUUCGCGAGGCCAUCACGCUGGCGCAGAUCCUGCAGCUGCGUCAGCAAGGGUCUCUGUCGUCAUCGUCGUCCUCGUCUACGCGCGAGCGACAGACGUGGCAAAAGAUCGUUGCACUGCUCUUUGUGACGGAGCGCGGCGUCGCCCUCCUGCACAAGCUUCCGGCCAUCUUGCACUACGAUAUGCGGCAACUGGACUUUGACGAUGCCGACGAUGCGACCCGCGUGCUGCCCGGCUUCCGCAAGCUUGUCGGGCUCUUCUGGAUGCUCGACCAGGCCGGCGCCUUUUCCAUUCUGCAGCGGGCCAGUCCCGAGCCCGAGCCCGAACCCGAGUCCGAGUUUCAGUCCGAGUUCCAGUCCGAGCUCACCAUCUCCCAUCGCGGCCGCCUAGCCCUUCUGCAGCAGCGGCUGCGUGAUGUCGCUGUCGAGUCGACCGUCGACAACGACGUCCAGACGGCCGACAUCUGCGUCACCCGUCAGUGGAUGCAGGCUGUCCUCUGGCAUGCCUCGUCUGCCAUGCGGCCACGAGGUAGGUCCGUCAGCUCUGAACAGGCCACGUCCCUGUCCCAUCCGGUCCAGAUCGCCAGACGGUUUCUCCAGGCUAUCGCCCGUCUGCCUAACACUGCCGUCGAGGCACACGGCCCAGCCAUGGUGAGAUACAUAGAGGCCUUUCUUCAUCUGCAAGACAGCCCGCUGACCUCGCAGGAAUACAAAAUUUACGAAUUGGCAAGAAUCGUCCUCGAUGCUGUGGCUGCUGACUCAGCAGGCCUUCGCGACUCACUCGACAUGACCCGAGAUGUAGUGGUCCAGCUGCAGAAGAAGCUGGCGUCGUAUCGCGGCGGCAACAAGACGCUUCUGCUGCUCCUGCACACACGCACGCGCGACCUCCUGAGCGACAAUCGCAUUCACCACAUCAGCUCGGAUGGCUUGGCCGCCUACGACGGCAGCCCGCAGAGGCCAGCUGUCCUGUCCAGCCAGAUGAGCCAGGUGUAUACGCUGCAAACAGAGCCGACAACCUCUGUCCGGUCUGCGACAGCCGAAAACGAGGACGACAACGAUAGCCAGGACUCGUGGUUUCACACCACUGCCUCGGCACCGUCACAGUCCCAGCAGAUCAACGCCACGUACUUGACGGGGCAGCCUUUUCAGGCCCCGACUACGGCCGUCGACGUGCUGCUGGCUAACAGUGCGUUGUGGGAGCCUUCAGGCAUCUGGGACCUUGCAGGCGGUACCGACAUGAUGGACUUUGACGCGUCGUCGGCCAACUGA
Grosmannia clavigera kw1407 is the source of this 3603-nucleotide messenger RNA. RefSeq names its product major facilitator superfamily transporter. Gene Ontology annotation, cellular component: membrane. Gene Ontology annotation, biological process: transmembrane transport; regulation of DNA-templated transcription. Gene Ontology annotation, molecular function: transmembrane transporter activity; zinc ion binding; DNA-binding transcription factor activity, RNA polymerase II-specific. NCBI's taxonomy places the organism in Eukaryota, Fungi, Ascomycota, Sordariomycetes, Ophiostomatales, Ophiostomataceae. The record is from RefSeq and is a predicted model, not a curated record. The transcript is spliced from 9 exons. Bases 1 to 3603 code for a protein of 1200 amino acids.